ACUUUGUACAUAAACUAUUGAUGAUCUUGCAAAGAUUGAAGCAAAGAUCAAUGGAGACCACCUCUCCCAUUUCUUUCCUUGCUCUCAUGCUCUUGACAUUAAACCUCCCUGCACUCACCUCCGCCACUGACCAAGAUGCGCUCCUCGCCUUCAAGAAAGCCAUCACUCUCGACCCGAGCCACGUCCUGAGCAACAAAUGGUCCACAAACACCUCCAUCUGCAGCUGGACCGGCGUCUCCUGCAGCCAGCUCAACAGGGUCACGGCCCUCAACCUCUCCGGCUACGCCCUCCAUGGAACCCUAGCCCCGCACCUCGGAAACUUAACGUUCCUUCAAUCUCUUGACCUUAGCUCCAACAACUUCAACGGAAACAUACCAACACAGAUUGGAAAUUUGAGCAUGCUUCGGACUUUGUCUGUUUCUUAUAACAAGCUGGAAGGUGAUAUUCCGUCUUCCAUCUUCAACAUUUCUUCUCUGGAAUAUCUGUCUCUCGGAAACAACAGGCUCACUGGAAAUAUCCCCAUUUUCAAAUAUUCAACUACCAGGCUUCAAGUUUUGUAUCUUCGUUUUAACAAUUUGACAGGGGGCAUACCGGAAGAAAUUGGACACCUCACCUCCUUGGAGCAUCUAUUACUUAAUAACAACAGCUUGACAGGUCAUAUACCAAGGCAAAUUGGGAAUCUUACUCAGCUAAAAACUUUACAACUUCAAUGUAAUAUGCUAUCAGGUGAGUUACCGGCAGAGCUUGGGAAUCUCAUAAACAUGGAGUACAUUCAAGUAUAUCUCAACGAUUUCUUAAGUGGUUCCAUCCCUCCUUCCAUAUUCAACAUCUCAACCCUCAAGACAUUAGAUCUUGGCGAGAAUAAUUUUUCCGGCAGCCUUCCUCCCGACAUCGGCCUCACACUUGGCAGUCUCGUAGAGCUGCUCUUAAACUCUAACAAGUUCAGUGGAAAAAUUCCAACCUCUAUCGCUAAUGCUUCGAUGCUUACUAAAAUCGACUUGACCUCAAACUCAUUCACCGGCCCAAUCCCCGACUUUGGUAGUCUAAGAAAGUUGCGAAUACUUCGCCUUUGGGGAAACAAUUUGGCCGGAUCUCAAUCGCCAGAUCAAGAAUUAGGGUUUCUCUCUUCAUUAACUAACUGUCAGGAUUUAGAGAACUUGGAAUUAUCAGACAUGUCAUUGAAGAAUGCUGUCCUCCCACCUUCCAUUGGGAAUUUGUCGACUUCUCUUGUUAGUUUUACGAUGUGGAACUGCAACAUCCGUGGAGCCAUUCCUUCUGGUUUUGGAAAUUUAAGCAGUUUAAGGAUUUUGGAUUUAUCAAUGAAUGAACUCCAAGGGUUCAUCCCGGCAACGUUGGGGAAGUUGAAGCAACUCGGGAAGCUCUACCUUUAUGAUAACAAGCUUGGAGGAUAUAUCCCUACUGAUGUUUGCAAUAUGAGUGAAUUGAUGGAGCUUUUCUUGGGUGGGAAUAAGCUAACUGGUCCAAUACCUGAAUGUUUGGGGGAUGUUAAAUCUCUGAGAAGAGUUUGGCUUGAUUCGAACAAGUUGAAUUCCACGCUUCCUUCAAACUUGGUGAAUCUUCCGGAUCUUUUAGAACUAAGUAUGUCUUCAAACAAUUUCACUGGUCGGAUACCAUAUGAGAUAGGAAGGUUGAAGGCUGUCUACACGUUGGACUUGUCGUCUAACAUGUUUUCAGGCUCUAUUCCCAGCGAAAUCGAAGCUUGUCAAUCGCUGAAGGAUCUGAAUCUAUCGAGUAAUUUGUUGAAUGGAACCAUCCCCCCAUCAGUGGGGAAGCUCAAGGUGUUGGAGACAUUGGAUCUUUCUAACAAUCAUCUUUCUGGUUUAAUACCUGACUUGUUGGGGAAGCUUGAUCUUGACUUCUUUAAUGUGUCGUGUAAUCGAUUGGAAGGGAGAAUUCCUGGUGGUUUUUCCAAUAUUAGUGCUCAGUCAUUUGUGAACAACUCUGGCCUUUGUGGUGUGGAAAGAUUUCAAGUGCCAUCUUGCAAGGGAAGUCAUUCAUCGAAGAGUUUUGGUGUAAUAAUGAAAUAUGUUGUUCCUCCCUUUGUUGCAUUUAUGAUUGUGGUGGUUGGCAUACACAUUGUCAUAAGAAGAUGGAGGGUGCCUCAAGAGAAACCAACUAAUACAACCGAGGAUCAAAAGGUGGAUCUUGGUUGGAUCACAGUUUCAGAAAGGGAAAUCAUUAAGGAGACAAGUUCCUUUAGUGAGUUAAACCUACUCGGACGAGGAGGCAUGGGAGCCGUAUACAAGAUGGCGCUUGGAAAUGGGAUACAAGUUGCAGUCAAAGUGUUCAACUUGCAACACGAAAGAGCUACCAAGAGCUUUGAGACUGAGAGUCGGAUAUUGAGCACCAUUCGGCAUCGGAACUUGGUGAAGAUACUUGGUUGUUGUAGUAACCCUGAUUUCAAAGCCUUGAUUCUUGAAUAUAUGCCGCAUGGAAGCUUGGAGAAAUGGCUUCAUUCGCCCAAGUAUUUUCUAGAUCUCGUGCAGAGACUGAACAUAGCAAUAGAUGUGGCAUCAGCCUUGGAAUACCUUCAUCACUAUCAUACAUAUGCUGUUGUCCACUGUGAUAUAAAGCCAAACAAUGUGUUGCUCGAUGCAGAUAUGACUGCUCGUAUUGGUGAUUUUGGCAUUUCCAAGCUCUUUGACAAUGACGAGGUUGCAGUUCAUACUUCAAACUGGGCAACAGUUGGUUAUGCAGCACCAGAGCUGGGAUUAGAAGGAAAGGUAUCUACAAGUGGAGAUGUAUACAGUUAUGGGAUACUAUUACUGGAGAUGUUUACUAGCAAGAAGCCAACAGAUGAUAUGUUCAACGACACGAUGAACAUAAAGGAGUGGGUGGAAAAUGCAUUACAAGAAAAUGCAAUAAGGGAAAUUGUGGCAUCUGGUUUGAUAUCAAUAGAAGAUGGACAUUCAUUCCAAUGUGUGACAUCUAUUUUCGAAUUGGCAAUCAAAUGUUUAGCCUUUUCAUGUGAGAAAAGAACUAACAUGAAGCAUGUAGUAGUUGCUCUUCAGAAGAUCAAAGCGGAUUUUACAGUAGACGAGACGAAGCAUGGCAAGUGACACUUGCAUUGUAAAAUAAUUAAUACUAGUUUUUGUAGGUGAAUUAAUUUGGUUUGUCGAGUAUGGUUUGUUUGCUGAUUUUCUAUGCCUGUUUGCUAGUGUGUUUAUUAGGUUGGUGUCAUGAAUUUGCUAUUGUUUUCAAUCCAAAUAAUUGUAAGGA
Molecule: messenger RNA, 3240 nt
Organism: Salvia hispanica
Lineage: Eukaryota; Viridiplantae; Streptophyta; Magnoliopsida; Lamiales; Lamiaceae
Biological process (GO): protein phosphorylation
Molecular function (GO): ATP binding; protein kinase activity; protein binding
Source: RefSeq, a predicted model, not a curated record